AGAGAAGAAGGGGGUGGAGGUGGGUGAGAGUGUGUUGAAGCCUUUAAAUUGUGGACAACUUCCAAUGAAUGUGAGUGACAAAGAGAGACUGAGAAACACAAUUAGGGUAAAAAAAAGUCCUGAGGUUGGAAGGAAAGAAGAAGAGGAAGAAAAAGUAGAAGAAGAAGAAAUGAAGGACUUGGUGCAGUCAGUAAAACCCAGGGUGUUUCAGCAGAAGGGAGGUAAAGUAACUCGAUCCAAAGUUUGGCUAAAGAAUGAACUCAUUCGUGUGGGACUUGCUGAAUCACUUAGCACAUAUGUCAUGAUGUCAUUGGGCUUGGGGUCUGUGGCCCAGGUAGUGACUGGUCAGGGAGCUUUUGGACAGUACCUCAGCAUCAACCUGGGUUUUGGACUGGCUGUUGCCAUGGGGUCUCAUGUUGGAGGGAAGAUCUCGGGGGCUCAUAUGAAUGGAGCUGUAUCAUUCACAAUGUGUGUGUUUCGCCGCCUCCCGUGGAAGAUGUUACCUCUUUAUAUUUCGGCACAGCUAUUGGGGUCAUUUCUUGCAGCAGGGACAAUUUAUGCUGUCUACUAUGAAGCCAUUUAUGACUACUGUAGAGGAAACCUGACUGUGACUGGUGAGAAGGCCACUGCUGGUAUCUUUGCCACCUAUCCUGCUCCAUACCUCUCUCUGAUAGCUGGAUUUUUUGACCAGGUAUUUGGCACAGCGAUGCUACUACUGUGCCUUAUGGCUCUAUCCGACCAGAAGAACAAACCAGCGCCAGCAGGAAGUGAGCCUGCAUUUGCGGGUUUCCUGGUGCUUCUCAUUGGCAUUUCUUUGGGUAGCAACAGUGGCUAUGCCAUCAACCCCACCAGAGACAUCGCACCCAGGGUUUUCACUGCCAUGGCAGGCUGGGGAUCUGAUGUGUUCAGGGCUGGAAACGGAUGGUGGUGGGUGCCUCUAGUUGCCCCCCCUAUUGGAGGAGUCCUUGGAGCAGGGCUAUACAAGGCUGUUGUGGAACUGCAUCACCCACACCUCUCUGAAGCGGGUGGAGAGAUGGUUGAAGAAGCUGUCCCUCUGGAUAAAGAGAUAAAUACCAUUGAAAAUAUGUGUGUGUGACACCCUAGCUAAGUUGACAGCUAAGUGAAUAGCUCUAUGAAGAUGCAACAUUCAAUGAAGGUAAAGGGUUAAAAAGCCUAAAACUAACUUGUUAGAUGGGAGACAGAGGAUGAUUAGCAAACAGGGAGUGAAAUAAAGAUUUGUUCAAAUCAAAAA
Messenger RNA from Haplochromis burtoni (Burton's mouthbrooder), 1252 nucleotides. RefSeq names its product aquaporin 7 (gene aqp7). The record is from RefSeq and is a predicted model, not a curated record. The transcript has 7 exons. Gene Ontology annotation, biological process: water transport; glycerol transmembrane transport. The coding region runs from base 65 to 1096 and encodes 343 amino acids. NCBI's taxonomy places the organism in Eukaryota, Metazoa, Chordata, Actinopteri, Cichliformes, Cichlidae. Gene Ontology annotation, cellular component: basolateral plasma membrane; plasma membrane. Gene Ontology annotation, molecular function: urea transmembrane transporter activity; water channel activity; glycerol channel activity.